AUACGUCGACAUAUGCCGCAGGGCGGCCGCCUCUGUGUUGUGGUUUCAGUUUGCCUGGAAGUUCACGGUAUUUUUCACAUUUAUUCUGAUCUCCUUCACUGUGGAUGGUAUAAGUCAUAGUUGAUAUUUUUCAUUUACAACUCCAUUUGUUUCUAACUGCAAGCAAGAUACUGACUUAGGUCAUGACCGGGGAUUCUAAUUCUGGGGAAGACAGCGAUAACUCUCCGAAGAAGAGCAGGAAGAUGAGGAGAAUUAAAACGCGUGAGAAGGAUCGUAAGAUCUACACCGAUGACUGGAAUUUGGCUGAAGAGGAGCUGGAGGGACAUCGGCUAUUCGAUAUUGACGAGAAAAUGGUCAGCGACAAUUUUCCACAAUGCUUUGUCAAAGAAAUGAAAGGCGAAGAGUUUGACCUGGCCUGGGUGCAGGCGAACGGCUUCUCCACGCCGCUGGUGUUCCACUCCACCGAGGGUCUGGGCAUCAACGUGCCGCCGUCCACCUUCACCAUCAACGACGUCCGCCUGGCCGUCGGCUCUCGCCGGAUGCUGGACGUCAUGGACGUGCGUACCCAGAAGAACAUGGAGAUGACGAUGAAGGAGUGGCAGCAGUACUUUGAGAACCCCGACAAGGAUCGUCUGCUGAACGUCAUCAGCCUCGAGUUCAGUCACACCAAGCUCGACAGACUGGUCGAAGCGCCUACCGUGGUGAGGCAGAUUGACUGGGUGGACCGCGUGUGGCCGCGCCACCUCAAGGAGCUGCAGACCGAGUCCACCAACGUGCUGGACGACAUGAUGUACCCCAAGGUGCAAAAGUACUGCCUCAUGUCCGUCAACGGCUGCUACACCGACUUCCACAUCGACUUCGGCGGCACAUCCGUGUGGUACCACGUCCUCAAGGGCGGCAAGAUUUUCUGGCUGAUCCCGCCGACGGACCAGAACGUGCAGCUGUACGAGGACUGGGUGCUCUCCGGCAAGCAGGGCGACGUCUUCUUCGGCGACACGGUGGAGCGGUGCGGCAGGAUCGAGCUGAGGCCGGGGGACACCUUCUUCAUCCCCACCGGCUGGAUUCAUGCCGUCUAUACGCCGGCCGACUCUCUGGUGUUCGGCGGAAACUUCCUGCACAGUUUCGCCGUGGAAAAACAACUCAAGAUCGCCAGAGUGGAGGACGCGACUAGGGUGCAGCAGAAGUACCGGUACCCGUUCUUCACGGAGAUGCUCUGGUACGUGCUGGAGCGGUACGUGCACUGUCUGCUGGGCCGCUCUCACCUGGUACUGGGCCUGGACGAGCUGGCCGAGCCGGCGCCGUCGCCGCAUAAACCGGCACCGCCGCACGUCCACCUGACGCCCUUCGAGCUGCACGGACUCAAGGCGAUCGUGCUGUACCUGCACAGUCAGCCGGCGUCCCGUAAGUGCGUGCCCGAGCUGAUCCGCGACCCCAUCGGUCUGAUCGGCGACGUGCGUCAGCUGGUGGAACAGCACCGGUUCGACUGUCCGAAACUGGCCGUCACCGGCCGGCCGGCGCUGCAGUGGCCCGACAACGGACAGGAGCUGCGGCUGAUGCUGCAGGGCUACGUGAAGACGGCCGAGGAGGAGUUUGACCCGGACGCCUCGCCCAAGAAGGGUCCCCGAGGGCCGCGCGGCACACCCAUCACCAAGAAGCCUCUGCUGAAGACCAAGAAGGGAGACCGGCGCCGCCGUGUGCGCUGUAAAGAGUGCGAGGGAUGCACCCGGGAUGAGUGCCGGGAGUGCGCCUGCUGCAGAGAUAUGCCCAAGUUUGGAGGACCGGGCAUCAUCAAACAGUCUUGCAAGCGGCGCGUCUGUCAAAAGCCGCAGCUGCCGGUGACUGCGGUGUGCUGCUACUGCUCCCUCACCGGCUGGGGUCGACCACUCUCCCCCGUGGCCGGAAAACGUAACCGUCCCGAACAGAAGAGCACACUGUACGAGUGCAGGAGCUGCUUCCGAAUCGCGCACAUCGCCUGCACCACCCGCCAGCUGAACACGGAGACGGAGGGCCGCGUGCUGUCGGCGCUGCCCAACUGCUGGACGUGCCCAGAGUGUGUCGACAUGGGCCUGGAGGAGGCGCCGCCCGUGCUGCCGCCGGCGCUGCUGCCGCCCGGCGUCAAACGCAAGCCGGGCCGUCCGCCGGGCCGACCGAAGAAGGCGCGCUCGGACGAGCCGGUGGGCGUCCCGGCCUCGCAGGUGGUCUCGGCGCAGGAGCGUCUCUGGGUGCCGCCUGGCGCCGAGAACACCCUGCCGGCCGUCAAGGCAGAGCCCAAGAAGGAGGAGCCGCAGCCGGCCUCCCCGGCGGAGGCGCAGACGGCGGAGGGGGCAGAGCGCGCCUCGGGCGCCGACUCGCCGGCGCCGCCCACCCUGGAGCCCCAGGAGCCGCUGACGGCGCCGCUCUCUCUGGAUUCCGUGGACGAGCGGCAGCGGCCCGAGCUCAGCCCCGAGGGCGCGCCGCCGCCCGACCCCGGCCAGGUGUCCGCCGGGCCGGCAGAGCCAGCCGAGCCGCCGGCGCCGGCGCUCGUCCACCCCGAGAAGGACGGCGGCACGCGCAUCCCCACACUGCGCAACCUCAGCGAGUACGUGCAGGCGCGCAGCCGGCGCCAGCUGCGGCGGCCGCUGUACCCGGUCCGGCCGCUGUCGCCACCGCAGCCGGCCGCAGCUGCCGAGCCGGCGCUGCACAGGGAGGCGCUGGUGGCCGUGUUCCAGCGGCUGGGGCCGGCCGACCGGGCCGCCUGCCUACUGGUCUGCCGCGCCUGGAGCUCUGCGGCGCUGGACCGCCGGCUGUGGCAGCAGCUGUCGGCCGCCCACCGGCGCAUCGGCGAGCACGAGCUGGUGUUCAUCAUGCGCCGUCAGCCGGCCGAGCUGGAGCUGAGCUGGGCGCAGCUGGGCGGCGACCAGCUGGCCUGGCUGGUCGGACGGCUCGGCCACCUGCGCCACCUGCGCCUGCAGGGACUGCCGUUCGCCACGGUGGCCGCGCUGCGCACUCCCUGCUGCGCGCUGCUGCACACGCUCGACCUGGCGCACUGCGAGGGCCUGACGGACGCGCGGCUGCGCGAGCUGCUGUCGCCGCCGUCGGAGGCCCGGCCCGGCUGUACGGACGCCAGCAGUCGGCUGCGGCGCCUGCGGCGGCUCAGCGUGGCCGGCACGGAUGUCAGCGACGCCGGCUGCCGCGAGCUGGCGCAGCGCCUGCCAGAGCUGACGGAGCUCGACGUGAGCGGCUGCCUGCGGCUCGCAGACGCCGGCCUGGAGGCGCUCGCCGGGCCGGACGCGCCGCCACUGGAACGGCUGGACAUCAGCGGCUGCCGCGCGCUGACGGCCGAGGUGCUGCCACUGCUGCGCCGCUGCGCCAAACUGCGCUCGGUCACCGCGCGGCACUGCCCGGCCAUCUCUGCCGAGGCGGCGCGUCAGUUCAGCGAGCAGACCGGGGUCGAGCUGCAAGUUUGAAGCCGCAGCGCGCCAGCUCACCGAGAGGACCGGAGUCGAGCUGCAGGUUUGAAUUAAUGCGGCAGAGCCGAACAAAGUCGCGCGGUGAAUCGUGCAUGGACAUGAGUGAACGCGGUGUUUCGUGCUGAUUUUGAUCUCGAUCGUGUUGCGUUUUGCGCGGUGCGUUGUACAGACUACUGUUGUGAGCGGCUGAACUGGUCGAUCGCUGCCUCACCUUGUGGGUGUCGGCUGUCAUUCCUGCUGCAAGUGGCACAGCCAAGUGCCAACAGCAUAAUGGUGACAUUCUGCUACUUUCUAUGUGUGUAGCUGUGGUCUAGUGGUCUUUCCAAUGUGAAGCGCAAAACCCUUUUUGGAGAUUAUUGUUUGAAUUGUUUUGUCUAUUGAAUGCCAAGUGUAGCAAAGAACGUAUGGUAUUUGGAAGCAUUGAAUGCGAAUGUUCAUCCCUUGCAAACGUCCCACUGGCUAUGGCUCAUGUUGAGACGUUUGUAUUUUGCCGCGCUGUUUUAUCCUGAUGUGUGGUACGAUGUGGAUGAGGUGCGAAAGAAGGAAAUAGUUGAAGUUUAAGUUCAACCCCCUUAUGCCCAAGCUGUGCUCGGUGUAAUUCAACAAAGACUUCAGUUUAAUUUACGAUACCUAGUUGUGACGUAGGAUGACUCAGAAGUCGUCAUUCUUCUCUGCGUGUUCAAUGGUUAAACAUCUCCAAGAGAACUCCAAGAGGUCAAUACACUUUUGUUCAGCGGA
Molecule: messenger RNA, 4187 nt
Organism: Amphibalanus amphitrite
Lineage: Eukaryota; Metazoa; Arthropoda; Thecostraca; Balanomorpha; Balanidae
Product: jmjC domain-containing histone demethylation protein 1-like
Exons: 15
Coding region: 183-3446 (1087 amino acids)
Biological process (GO): regulation of transcription by RNA polymerase II; protein demethylation
Molecular function (GO): DNA binding; protein binding; zinc ion binding
Source: RefSeq, a predicted model, not a curated record